Molecule: messenger RNA, 456 nt
Organism: Paramecium primaurelia
Lineage: Eukaryota; Ciliophora; Oligohymenophorea; Peniculida; Parameciidae
Source: the annotation of a GenBank genome assembly
AUGACUGUUAAAAUUGUUGGAAUGGUUUAAUGUCUUUUGAUUUGGCAAAAAUAAAAUUUAUUACAAAAUUUAUGUAUAAGGAACUUUAUUAAAAGAUAUGGAUGUAUUCUAGCAAUAUCAGAGAAAAAUUUAGAUAGAGAAAUUAAAAUUUUAAAUUUAAACUUUAUUUCAAAUAAUGGAACUAAAGGAACAGAAGUUUAAGUUUAAAAUUUAAGAAUUUCUAUGCAAAAUUCUAGAAUAAUUAAUAAUUUUGCAUUUGACAGAGGAGAAGGAAUUAAUUUUAACCUAAAUUCUAAUAGAUUUUUACUAAAUUAAAUCAUAAUUUGCUAGAAUUCAGCCUUAGAAAGAAGUGGCAUAUUUCUGUAGGGAAAUAGCAGUUUAAAUCUAGAAAAUUUUUCUUAAAUCACUUAAUUUAUAUCAUUCUGCUACUUUAUCUUCAAUAAUAUAAAUGAGUGA